UUUUUUUUUUUUUCAAAAACAUAAUUAUUCCAAAUACACACACAUAGUAAUACUGCUUAUCUUUUGCUUUAAAGGUUAAAAAUCACAGACUCGAGCUCCCAGUCUGCCAAUAAAAUGGGGGCCAUUCUGACUUUGGUGGAGCCGGUGGUUGUGAUCAAUAAACUGGGGACAUCCUUCUUUGAUAUGGCCCUCACACAGACCGUGUACAACCAGUCGCUGAAGGCAACAGCUGGAGACAGCGAUAAGGCACAGGCCUUAUCCUCACGCUUUCUUCUUAUUCAGAGUGUGUUGUCUUCUGUGGCGGCCAUGUUGUCCAUUAUACCACUGAGCCGUCUGGCAGAUCGUCAUGGACCUAAAGUCUUCCUAGUGUCCUCUCAAAUGGGUUCGGUUUUAGGCAUGUUCAUGCUGGUCAUCUUCAUUUACUGUGAGGCUCCACUGGAGCUUCUAUAUUUGGGUUCUUUGCUGCAUGGUUUGAGCGGAGGCGGGCCGAUGUUUUGGGCUGGGGUGGCAGCUCUGGCAUCUCUCAGCUCAAAGCAGGGCAAACGCACUCUUAAACUCAACAUCGUAGACUUCUGUUUUGGGAUCGCAGGGGUGGUGGGAGGUCUUCUGUCUGGAUAUCUAUACCAGAUGGGACCAUCAGUUCUCCUUCUGACAGCAAUUCUAGUCAGCAUUGUGGCAUUACUGUACACUGUGUUUGCCCUGACUGACUCGAGACGUUCCCUAUCCGAGAGCGAGCCAUUGCUGGCUGAAUCCGAAAGUGGGAAAAUGUUGGAUCGAGUCUCUAUAGGCAUGCUGAUGACAGCAAUGAUGUUGUUUAUGCUAGGCGUGGUCGGGGCAGAAAAUGUGCUCCAGCUCUAUGUGCUAAAGCCCCCUCUGAGCUGGGACUCGGUUUGGGCCGGAUAUGGCAGGGCCGCCACCAGUGCCAUGUAUCUCAGUAGCUUCUUAGGGGUUCUGAGUCUGUUCAGUGUGUUGGGAGACACAGCCCUCACUCUGCUGGGUAUUGUGUCCAACUGUACUGGGAUGGCAAUUAUGGCAUUCGCUAUAGAAAGCUGGGUCUACUUCCUGGGUGAGUUUUUUUGUUGCCGCGGACUUGGCAACACUUAUUAUUAUUGCACUUUUACAUAUGCACAACUCACGAUAACAUACACUUGCAUGUUUUUUAACCCUGCAGAUUUAGUCACAGCAAACAGCGCGAACAACUGCAUGAAAUAAAACAUACAUAUCUCAACAGAGAUCUCUCAAUUCUAUCGUAGAUGUUUUCUGGUGAUUUAAGCUCAUCUGCACUUUUUCUGUAAUGUAGAGACGUUGUAUGUCCAUAGCUGCCAGGUUAUAUGAAUUGUUUUCAUGAUAGAAACUGAACUGUUGAGUUUCCAUCAUUGAUUCACGUGUUCAUCAAUUUACCUCUUGUGAAGCUAAAAGUUUCAGUUUUUGGAAUAAAACGAAUGCAUAAUGAAGUCAUUUUAUUUAGUCCUCUCUCCAUACUAUUGCUUCGUCCAGUGAAAGGUUUUUGUAUUUUUCUGCAUGUGUUGUUUUAAGCAGCUAGAGGAAUCAUGAUGUUUGCCUGCAUCCCCAUGCCAACACUUCGAGCCAUGCUGUCCAAGAAUCUGCAUCCUCAGCAAUAUGGGCGAGUGUUUGGGCUGCUCCAGCUGGUUCUGGCUGUGACAGAUCUCUUGUCUAAUGUCUUUUUCACCUCGAUUUACCCACUUACUCUCGGCUGGUUCAGUGGCUUCUGCUUCCUCCUCUCCUGUGCCAUUAGUUACAUCAGUGCCGUCCCGAUCAUUUAUCGAAGUGGCAGAGACUUGAGACUUGGAUCCAUUUGUGAUGAUGAACACUUACAUUGAAAUGUGUCUGUUCUUAUUUUGAUUCAGUACUAUGGAGCUGCAAAAGAAUUGCAUUCCUUGCAUUGCCCAAAAAACUUUCAUGUUCUGUCGCAAAAGUGUUGAAAUCCCAGUAGAAAUGUUUAAGCUUUUGCAUUUGCUCACAAAACUUUUGCAAUAGAAUAUGAAACUCUGGGAAAAGGACACAGAAAUUUUGCACGAAAUAGCAAAGUUUCUCAACGUAACGCAAAAGAUUUGCACACAAAUGUAAAAGCAUGGAUUUUUUUUCUUCUCUGAUUAAUUUCUCUUUAAGGACUGUAUAUUUGUAUUAGACAUAUUCACAUAACUAUAUCUGUCAAGUUUCAACUUAUGCAUGACAUCAAAUUUGAUUGCAAUACUACAAAGUGCAAUACACAAUAAUAUAACAUCAAAGAAUUAAUGAAAGAACUAAUGAAAGUAUGAUAUAAAAGUCUGUCUAGCUUUCUUGCAGGAGACAUAGUUUUGUAAAAAUAUGUCUUGUUUAAAGUGGAAAUAGCUUUUGUUCUUGACAUGAAAUUUUAUCAGCAUUUUAGGACUGGACACAUGAAGUGUCAAAUGUUUUCAGCAGCUCUGCAUGGUUUCACCUGUUACAGUGAAUAGUCUAUGUUUAUGGCAUUUGUUACUCCCAAUAAACCUACUUAUUUU
This is a messenger RNA of Carassius auratus (goldfish), 2501 nucleotides long. Its product is annotated as thymic stromal cotransporter homolog. Lineage: Eukaryota; Metazoa; Chordata; Actinopteri; Cypriniformes; Cyprinidae. Gene Ontology annotation, biological process: transmembrane transport. The transcript is spliced from 3 exons. The record is from RefSeq and is a predicted model, not a curated record. The coding region runs from base 115 to 1212 and encodes 365 amino acids. Gene Ontology annotation, molecular function: transmembrane transporter activity. Gene Ontology annotation, cellular component: membrane.